Molecule: messenger RNA, 858 nt
Organism: Solanum stenotomum
Lineage: Eukaryota; Viridiplantae; Streptophyta; Magnoliopsida; Solanales; Solanaceae
Product: U-box domain-containing protein 35-like
Exons: 4
Coding region: 86-709 (207 amino acids)
Source: RefSeq, a predicted model, not a curated record
CUUGAGAUGAAAACUGAGAUGAGGGACCAGAACUGAGAACAACUAGUAUCGUUUUUACCGGCUAUAUUCAAGAUUUGUAGAAGAGAUGUCUAGGGAAAUUGAAGAGAUUGGAGAAGAUAGCCAGAGUACUACAAUAAAAGAUGCAGAAACUAAUGAUGUUUAUGUAGUUGUUGGGAAAAAUGACUUAUAUGUUGUUCAAUGGGCACUUGAUCAUGCUGUUUCCCCUGGAUUUCGCGUCUGCCUCGUGCAUAUUUUUCCUACCAUUAAGUACAUUCCAACACCAGUUGGGAACUUAUCAAGAAGCCAAUUGAGCAAAGAGCAAGUGCAAGUCUACAUCAAUGAAGAGAAUAACAGGAGGAAGAGUCUCUUGCAGAGAUACAUUCGCCUAUGCAACGAUGCCAAAGUACCAGUUGAUACUAUGCUUGUGGAAAGCAAUUCACCAGCUAAAGCAUUACUUGACCUUAUUCCUAUUGUCAACAUUACCAGCCUUGUCAUUGGAACCAGGCCAUCGCGUUCCACGAGGCUAGUAAAGAAGGGACAAGAUAUAGGAGAAUAUGUUCAAAAAAAUGCACCAGAAUUCUGUGAGGUUAAAGUGGUUAGCCAAGUGCAGCAGCUUAAACAAAGUUUUAAUCGAACGCAGCCUGAGAUUACAAGAAAUUCUGAUAGGAAUUUCCUUGAAUGCAUAUGCUUUUCCAGAAAAUUCGAUUGAAACGUUGGAAACAAGAAUGUGACAAGUUUUCUUCCCAGUACUUUAGCUUACUGUAAUAGUGAACAUUAUGUUUUUGUUAUUAAGUUCUCUUGCAUAUAACUCGACAAUGUUUUGUUCAUAAAGAAAUCAUUUCUAUUGCAACAUAGACA